UCUCUCAUUCUCGCGGCAUUUUAUUCACAACUUCGAGGCAUUUUUAUCAGGUGUCAACCAUUUUUUUUAAAGGAAAAAAAAAUAAAAGUUCUUCAUUCUCGCGGAUUUGUGAACGGAAAAAAAGUAUUUCACAUUGAAAAUAUCGAUUGAGGUGGUGUUUGUGUGAUUGGUGGAAUGAAAAGGAGGAUUCCGCACUGCCGGGUAUUUUUUUUGUUAUUUGUUGGAAAAGUUAUGGUGGUGAAAAAUGUUGAACAAGAAGAGUGGUAUUAGCAUAAAAUCAACUCAUUGUUGGGUUCCUUUUUGGUGUGUUAAUUAAUUUGUAAAUUUUGCCCCAAAGUGUUGUGUGGAUAGAGAGGAAAAAUAACUUGAAAAAAAAAGACCUGCGGGAGAAAGGUGGCAAAAGGUCUUCACACACACAUAAUUGUGGGGCUCACGCGGAGGUUAACUUCUCUUCAUCAAAUGUUUAGAAGAAUUCGACGUUUUUGAAACUUUCGCAAAGGCACUUGAGAGGGUCACGAAAGUUUCGUGUGGGUGUGCAGGGAGAAGCGCAGCUGAAGAGUUUUUUUUGUUGUUGUUUGUUUGUUUUGCAAAGCAAACGCAGCGCGGCAUCUUUUUGCGAUAUUCCAACAAAUUCCACGUGGUGAUGGUUAACGCACAGACGGAACAAGUGUGAAAAGAAAAAGAUGGCAGGAAAAGACGACAAAAUGGAAAGGAGUGAUAUCGAAACAAUUGCCAAUGUAGAUCAUAGUCAUAGCGUUAAGGGUUACUUUAGGUACGAUGAGUUCCUGCAGUCGAGCGGUGCAGCACCUGCUGUGAGUGGAUGGGGGAGCCCUGCAAAGGGUGCCUCAUGGGGGGUUGAAAAUGCCGCCGGGGGUACACUUGGUGGUGGUGGUGGCGAUGGGAAAACAACGACGGCGGAUGAUAAUUGCAAUGAAGAUGGUGCUUGGGGGACGUCACGUCUCAAUUUGGGCAUUGUAAAGGCAUCCACGACGGAAUUUGAAUGGCCCCCACCAGGUGGGAAGGUUUUACCACCAAAAAAUGAUGGGAUUGAUGCACAGCAAGCACUUCCAGUGGCAGCAGCAAAUCAGCAGAUCAGUGAGAAUCCCAAUUUGAAUUUGAAUGUUAAACAAGAGGUGGCAACGGGUGAAUCUGAGGCAGCUGUAGCACCCGUAACACCGGGGAAUGCAGCAAAGAAUCAACUAAAUCAACUGAGGGAUGCACUGUAUGCAUAUGAUGGAUGGGGGAAGGAUCAUGUGAAUCAGGAGACUCAGUGGGAGGUUGCACUCUCACCAACGAAAUCUCUCGAGGUGUCGGGCGGUGUGGCGGCGCCAACGGGUACGGAGCUAUGGCACGAUAACCUCACAAAGGCUGGGCAGACGGUGGCACAGCAACCGGCGGAUGACAAUCGCGGUACAUGGGAUCAUGUGCCAUCGUCCAAUUUUGGCGGGACCUGGGGUGAUAAUAGUGAGCUCGAUGAGGGUAGCAGCAGUGUGUGGUCUACCACGCCAACAAUGCCACCACCAGCAAGGGAAUUCCAGUGGGGUAUUGGAGUUGAGGGGAUUGCACCAGUUAAUAAAGCCCCUGGGGCGGCUGUUGUGCCGCCACCACAGACUGCCGUGGAACCCGAUAGUGGUGCCUUGGGUGGGAAUAUCUGGGCAACAGGUGGUGGUGGUGGUGGUGGACCAACAACUCCCGGGGCUGCAGCACCGAGUGGGGGUGUGUGGAAUGAUACUCGUGCCGAUUCAAUGAUUCGGGGCGGUGUGUCGGGACGACUCAAUCUAAUGGAUAACCCAUCGAAGGCAUCUGGCUGGGGUGAGGAUCCCCUUGUGCAGUUGCCACCAGCUCAGCCGGCAACAACGUCCUUCUGGAGUCAGCAUCAAGCACCGCAGCCCGUCCAGCAGGCACCUCAGCCCACCGGUGGUGCGGCCACAUGGAAUCACGACAUUCCCGAUGUGAGUGGUGUGAGGAAUCGCCUGGCACCGGGUAUGGGAGCCGCUGCGGCUCCCAUGCAGCCCCCACCUAAUCUCCCCGAUCGCUUCGCAGCAAAACCCGAUGGUGGUAAUCCGUGGGGGCAGAAUAUUGCAAAGAAUGGCCUUUGGGAUCAAAUGGGGGCUGAUCGUGGUGUACCAGAGGGCGGUAGUGGUGGUCUCUGGGGCAAAGCCACAAGUGGAAAAGCAUCCAAUGCAGGCGUAUGGCCCGAUCCAGGGGACUUUCGCAAUUGGACACCAAAUGGACAACCGGCACACUUCCCCAAUGGCAUGAAUAAGUAUGCAAUUGGAAGUGGCGGUGGUGGUCGCAUGGGGGGCACCAGCAAAGUGCAGGAGAUCAUAAGGAGCAGCAAACAAUUCCGUCUCAUGAGCACAAUGGGCUUCAAGGCUGAUGACAUUGAGACAGCACUCCAGAUGACAAAUAUGAAUAUGGAUGAAGCCGUUGAGCUCCUUGGGCAGUCGCAGCGAAAUAAAUUUGGCAACAGCGGCGGUGGGGGAGACUUUUGUGAGCCAGGACGUGCCUUAUCGGGACGUUUCCCGCCGCCACCAUCUCAUCCGCAUCAGCAGCCGCAGGGGGGUGCUGCUGCAAUAAAUGGCAGUGGUUUGGACAAUGCGCAGCUGCUACAUCUUCAGAAGUACCUGAAUCAGGCUUCCAACAAUCCUUUGGCAUCAUCACAAGGGGCUGCUGGGGGUGGCAUUAACUUAAAUCAACUCCAGGCGUCUAAUCCAACCACCGAACCAUCCAUACAUCAACUACGUGCCCUUGUGCAGCAAAUUGAAAUGGCAGUCCAGGCGGGUUAUCUAAAUUCACAGAUUCUCAAUCAACCGCUCUCUCCUCAUACUGUGCAACUUCUAAGUCAACUCUUGAAUAAUAUCAAGCACCUUCCAGCACCUCAGAAUCAAAUUACUCCUCAGCCAUCACUCUUCAAUAAGCAACAACCACUUACUGAUUUUCAGCGGGCUCAGCAGCAAUUCGAUCCACUUGGGACACUGCAGGGAAAUUUCUCAGACUUGGCAUUGAACAAGCAGCCGAAUCCGAAGCUGCCAUUUGUCCAAGCUCAGCCUACCUCUCAAGUGCAGAGUCGACUCAAUCAGUGGAAACUUCCGCCUAGUGCUAGUUCAGACAACGACAUGGCGAACUUUUCCAGAGCUCCAGGAACUUCUACGAAGCCACCGCAUCUCGCAAUGAAUUUUUCCAUGAACUACGAAGGGCCUUGGUCUUCCGAACCAAAUAACACAUCUGACGGCUGGCCAGAUAUUCCAGAAUUUGAACCGGGAAAACCAUGGAAGUUUUAAAUAUUUUACAUUCACAACCAAUUUAUUGACAACAUCAUCUCAACAUCCAAAAAAAAAACUAUUAAAAAAACAAAAAUAUUGUCCAAACCAAUGUAUUUUUUAAAAUUAAAAAUUUAAAUAUUUUUUCCUCUGUGUGUGGUGUGAAUAAUCAGGGGCCUCAAAUUAAGACAAUGGAAGAUGAUGAAAUGUGAUGAAGUUUGAGUUUAAAUUUCCUACAAAACACACACAAAAAAAACUGAAUGAUAAAGAGAGAGAGAGAGAGAAGAUAAAGGAAGAAGGGAAAACCUAGCACUGUGCAGCGAAUUUAACUUUAGAACGCAUCGAGGCUCAAAUAAUCAGCGGUGUUUUAUUAAAUUAGCUGGUUUUUUUCAUUCUAAAAAAAAAAAUAAUAAAUCAGCAAAAAAGUUGCAAAAUUUCAAAGAAAAAAAAAGCCAUAAUAAUUUGUAAUGUUUAGUAAAAAACUUUAUAUAAACAAAAGUCUAUAAAUGUAUUUUUGAUUUUAAGUGCAAGUCAUUUUUUUUGGAAGUUUAUAUUGUAAAAUUAUUGCUAUUAUAUAUUUUUUAAAUAUUGUAUUUUGAUCGAAAUAAAUAUUUAAAAAUACUUGUUAUUUUUAAAUUAUUUUACUAAUUUUUUUUCUGAUAUUUUUUUAUCAUUUAUUUCUCAUGAAUUGGUAUUUUAUUAAAUUUUUUUAUGGAGUUUAUUUGAUAAAUUUGAAAUUAAAAAAUUAAUAUUAAAUUUCUCUUGUAGAAUCUCUUAAUAUUUGAUUUUUUUUCUUGAUAGGUUAAGUUUGAAAUGAAAUGUUUAGCUUGGGGGGAAAAUGGGGAUUUUUUAAGUAUGAAUUUGCAUUUUAGAUAUUAGAAAGAUCUCACAAAAAAAGCCAUGGUUUGAUUGAAAAUUGCAACAUAAUUAACUAGUAAAAUAAGUUCAAUAAAAUCAAGACUAAAAGCAAUUCUUUUUGACUUUUUCAAGGGUUUUUUUCUCGUUUGAUUAACAACAGAAAAAUUCGGGUAACGGAUAAGAAGAUUUUGAGAAAAUUCGCCUAAUAUUGGCAAUGGUUUAGCUUUAAAAAUUAUAAAAGGAUUUUAUGCUUAAGCUCAUAAAGUUAUGCUUUAAAUGGAAAACAUACAGACACUGACUUAUGCUCAAUUAAAAAAUCAUUAAAUGGCUCUUAUUAAUUUUUUUUAAAGAAUUUUAAUUUUUUAAGGACUUUUAGGCUUUAGAAGUAUAGCUGAGUCGCUAAAUAAAUUAAACAUACGUUGUUUGUAGCCUUAUUACAGCUAGAAAUUGAAUAUAAUCAGUAUUUGUUAAGUUUGGGAGUUAAAUAUUCAUUUUUCCAAUCAGUAUAAAAUUCAAUUUGAUCGAGAACUUAAUUUUAUCAGUAAAGAAUCUCUUUAAUCUUUUCAAAAUAAAUCGAUAAAUCAGUAAAAAAAAAUACCUAUUGGCAGUAUAACAGCUCAAACUAUUCAGUUAAACGUAAUCAUUUGGUCAGUAAAAAAACAUUUUAUCAGUAUAAGAGCUCAAAUUGAUCAGCUUAAAGAUAAUUUGGUCAGAAAAUUGUUACUUUUGUUUGAAAAAUAAUUAAGAAUUUUAUGAUCAGUAUAAGUAAUUUGCAUUGGUCAGUAAAUAAAUUAUUUGGGGUCAGUAAAGGAAUUACAUUGAAGCCAUAAUUCUAAUUGUAGGAAUUCUAAAACGCACAUUUCCCUUUCAGAUUGAAAAAAAACAUUUAAAUUAACAUUUUAAUAAAAGAGUUUAUUCGUUUGUGUAUGGAAAAAAAACUCAUGGAAACAAUUGAAAAAACGCGAGAAUAAUAAGGGCCAAAGAAACUUCUCAUUUUCCACUGAGAUCAGGGAAAUAGUUGGCAAAGUUUGCUCAAAAUAUAAAAAGUGACGUCAUUUUAAGCAUUUUUCGUCUUCUUCGGGAUUUAAAAUGGAUUUUCUGGUAUAUUAAACGCUUAGUCAGUUUACAAUAAAUAUUUUAAUUCAUUUAUGAUAAUUCUCCUCCAGUGAUUUUUGUAAAAUUACUUCAAUGCUUUAUGGAUUAAAAACAAGUAUAAAAAUAUAUUAAUGACGUCACUGUUUGCAUUUCUUGGCAAAGAUUUACCGAAUUUUUAAAAAUAAUCUCAAAGAAAAAAAGGUUUCUUUGAAGUCUUCUUAUUACUUUUUGAUGCUAAAACAUCAGGUAUUUCCCAAAUUGUUUUAUUCAAUUUCGUUUUUUUUCUAUUCAGAAAUGAAUAAACUCCUUUCAAAAUUUUUCAAUUAAACUGAAUUAAUUUUCUUUCUCCAUAAGAUAAAAAAAAAUCUCAUACAAUCAUUGUAAAUGGUGCUGGAAUAGCUAAAUAAAGUCAAUUAAUAAGAAUAAUGACCAUAUCUCCCAGUUCUAUUCAUGAUUUUAUCAAUAAGUUUCUUUAUGGGGAAAUAUUAGAAAAUUUUCUUCCAAAGUGCCAUUGUAAAACAUAAAUGAAUUGCAUCUUAUGCCGAAAGCUUCAGGGGUGUAAAAGCUUUUGGUGAGGAUUUUUGGAAGCCAAAUAGGAUUAGGCAGUGUCUGUAUAAAUUGAAGAAAAAAAUCCACUAAAGCUAAUUCCAAUGGAUUGUCCAAUAUUAAUCCAAAAUUAAAUCUCAAUUAUUCCAUAAUUAUUAAAGGAAAAACUAAACAGAAAGGAGUUUAUUCAGUCUUGGUGCAAAGAGAUCCUCUAUCGCAGAACAAUUUUCACCCAUAUCAUCUUGUAGGGAAUCAUAAAAAAUAGAAGAAUCACGAGAGAAACUCCCCAAUAUCCACUGGGAUCACAUAGAAAAGUGCAGUGAUAGAACAGUCCGGGAAAACAUAACCUCAAUUUUGGAACAACAUUGAAAUGAAUAGGAUGAACUUCAUUGUGUUCAACCAGCGUGGCAUCGGGACCUCUUGAGCUUCUUUUAUAACCUUCUCAACCUUUCCUGCCUACUCGGAUGAAGUUUUGAAUGAUUUUUGCUUCAUCUCUGGUUUUCCGGGUUUCCUGUUCCAAAAUUGAGGUUAUGUAUUUCCGGACUGUGCUAUCACUGCAUUUUUCUAUGUGACCCCAGUGGAUAUUGGGGUGUUUCUCUCGCGAUUCUUCUAUUUUUUAUGAUUCCCUACAAGAUGAUAUGGGUGAAUAUUGCUCUACGAUAGAGGAUCAUCUUUCAUAUAAGAUUGAAUAAACUCCUUUAUGGAAAAAAGUCUGUGGAUCAUUGGGAUAAAUUCUGAUACAAAUCUUUUCUUUUCUUCUCUUACAAUUCCUCAGUUUUGAGGUUUUUGGUAUUCUGGGAAAAAUCUUUUAAGAUUUUGACAUUUUAUUUUUUUCUUUAAACGAGUUUCUCAAAGAGAAUUCCUUUUUCCAGGCUCUUUAAAGAUCUUUCUGACUGUUUUCUGGAUAAACUAAUUCUUUAUUUGUCUCUUAUAGAACGAUUUAAAAAUAUCAUCUGUCAAAAUCUUUCAAUUAAGUUUUAAGUUGUUAAAAAAGAAAAGAUUUUUAUCAGAAUCUCCCCCAUUAUUGGACAAUUCUUAUAAAACAACGCUGAAUAUUUUGAAUCCAGAAAAAUAAAAAAAUUAAAUAAUUCGUUGCACAGUGUCAUCCAAGUCAGGGCACCAAAAAAAAACUCGAAGAAAUCUGUGUUUAUUUUUUAUCUUUCCAAGAAUGUCGUGGGUGCAGAAAGAAGUUAAAAAAAAUGGAUAAAAGAAUAAAAAUUCUCACUUAAUUUUAUACUGAUAGCAAUGGAACGUUGAAUCACACAUCCAAUUUACACAGUAAUAAUUGUUUUAAAAAAAAAUGGAGAUAAAGAAAAACAAUAAUGAGAUGAAAACACACUACAUGCCUUUAGAUGUUUAAGAAUGACAAAAGAGUGAAUAGAAAGUGAAGCUAAAGAAGAAAAAAAAACUGAUGAGAGGGUAAAAAUUUUUAGAUGAUUGAAACUAAAGAAAAAAAAUGAAGUUGAUAGUAAAAAAAAAACGUUUUUAAAGUGUUAUUAAGCUGUAAAAUGUAAUGGAGAUUGAUUAAACUGUGAUUUCAAAAUAGCAAAGUACAUAAAAAAUGCCACUUUAAAAGAGUAAAAAAAAAUGAAUCAUGUUAUCAGUUUUUCUUUCCUGUUUGUAAUCAAUGCAUAGAGACAUUUUAAAUGAGAGCGUGCGAGAGAGAAAAGUUUUUAAUUAAUAAUUAAUUGUACCAUAAAAUGCGAUUAAUUGAAUCGUAUUUUUUUCUUCUUAUAUCUAUACAUUAUUUUUUUGGUAUUGUCAUUGUUCAAAAUAUUUUUUGCACACGAAAAAAAAUGUACACACACAAAAAAAAAAUGGGAUGUGCAGAGAGAAUUUUUUCUUCCGUGGGUUGUUUGGGGGGCAACGGGGGAGGGGUGGGUGAAAGAAUGCCAGAAAAAAGGGCAGUAAUGCCGCAAGUUUAGAAAAAGAAAAAAAAUAAAGGAAAAGAAGCAAGAAAAGAAACAAAGAUUGAAAGGAGGGAAAACGAGAAGAGAAAAAUAAUUAAAUUAUUGUAAUGAUAUUACAAAGAGAGUAAAAAAAAAACAAAAAAUAAAUAGUUGUUUAGGUAUUAGAUACGAAUAAUGUUUAACCAUAAAUAUGUACAUCUUGUAUACCGUUAUGGUGAAGUUCGUGACUUUGAAACAAUAAUACCGUGUGUUCUAAGAUGCA
This is a messenger RNA of Lutzomyia longipalpis, 7934 nucleotides long. RefSeq names its product protein Gawky-like. The transcript is spliced from 6 exons. Gene Ontology annotation, biological process: miRNA-mediated post-transcriptional gene silencing; positive regulation of nuclear-transcribed mRNA poly(A) tail shortening. Gene Ontology annotation, molecular function: protein binding. The record is from RefSeq and is a predicted model, not a curated record. NCBI's taxonomy places the organism in Eukaryota, Metazoa, Arthropoda, Insecta, Diptera, Psychodidae. Gene Ontology annotation, cellular component: P-body; nucleoplasm. The coding region runs from base 684 to 3284 and encodes 866 amino acids.